Molecule: messenger RNA, 446 nt
Organism: Owenia fusiformis
Lineage: Eukaryota; Metazoa; Annelida; Polychaeta; Sabellida; Oweniidae
Source: the annotation of a GenBank genome assembly
AUGUUCAACACUAACACCAAGGCCUGGCAGGUACAACAUCCUAGUCCAACGGCAGGUGAGUGGCACCACGUGGUGAUGACGUGGCGGGAUCAGACUGCGGUGACGUCAAAGCUGGCACUGUGGUGGGAUGGCGUGAAUGUUGCAACGGAUAAUUCAUCGACGUCACGUAACGUCCCGACCACCAUAUACAACGACUUCUUGAUUGGACGUCCUAACAAUAACUUUCAUAGUUACGGCGAAGCUGUCAUUGAUGAAUUAAUAUUCUGGGAUAAAGAACUCGAAGAUGCUCGAAUAAUGAGUCUUUGGGAGUCAUAUAACGACAAUCUUAACUUUGCAAACACUACUAUUGAUCAAUGAACACAUACGCAUACGCAUCGUAUAUUUUGAACGUAUUCUUUGCAAAUUGAUGCCCGGGGAUAACAUGAGAUAAGCGAAAAUCUGUUGAG